GCGAGACCGCUCGGCAAUGGCAGCGCCCGGUCCUGCGAGCGACUACCAUGAGCAGUCAAUGGAAGGCAAGAUCGCGUACAUCUACGAGCGCAUGAAAGACUCACCGUUCCUUGGGCAAUGUCGGAACACGAUGAAGCACGAGCUCAAGAAGCAGCUGAGCGCAAUGGACGCGACCGAUGGCCCAAUCGAGGUCAACCUGAGCUACCUCAUGCAGCGACUUGGCCUUACGCAGGCCAUCAAGAACGCGGUUAUGGAUAUGCACACGCAGGCCAUGAGCCAGCGCCAGGACGCGAGCCCGCACGACAAGCGGCUCUUGAUCCGAGACGACGACCGCAAGGAGCCGCUAGACACGAUCGAAGCCGCCCGUCAGCAGUGGGACACGAGCAUGACGAGCGCGUUCGUCAAGUACUGCGCCGAGGCCGGGCUCCCGUACCUCAAUGAGACCAAGGAUGCGUUGCCCAUCAUCGGAACGCGAUUUCUCUGCACGAGUGACGACUUUCUGCAAGCACUCCAGCGCAUCAAGGCUGUGAACCGCGCAGCCCACAUUGACGCCGACUACUGGUGCACGAUCCAGCCACUGCUGUACACCAAGACGUCGGUCGAGAUGCAGCAGCGCUACGUCGAGCUGGGGCCGACACAUGCGCAGUUUGGCCUCGACGAAGACGUGCCGAACAUCAUUGGCGACUACGUGUACAUUGCCAAUAAGAACAAGAUUGGCGACCGAGUCCUUGGGAACGGAACAGUGCCCAACGCUCGGCAGUACGCCAAGACUGGAUGCCCCAUCAACAUCCGUCCACACGUGUGGCGGCAGGCGCUCAAUGUCGUCGUCAACGCCGAGAAGCAAGCGCAUUUCACGCAGCUCCGAGCUCUCACAACGUCGAGCGUGUAUGCGACCGACGGCAUGUACCUGCUCGACGUUCAGCAGACGACCGACAGCUCCGACUAUUUUCCAUUUGAAGAUCACUUGCGCAGCGUCAUGCUGGCCUUCUCGCGCGACGCGUCGAUUCGGACACAGGCCGCGGCCAGCAUCGAGUCACCAUUGUCGACGACCAUGAGCCACGGCGCGUCGACGGCCGUGCCGCCCUCGGGGGUGCUGCCGCGCAGUGGGCUCGUUAUGUACGCGGCGCCGCUCUGCUACCUCUACGACGACCCGGCGCACGUAUACUUUAUCUUUUGCGAAAUGUACUGUCGGUACUGGUGCCAGCUCCACGUCAUUUCGUCCAAACCCAAUGCAAUUCUGACGCUCUGCAAGACGUUCGAGUCGCUGCUUGUGCGCACGAUCCCGCACGUCGUGCACCAUUUGCUACAGCAUGGGAUCACGCCGCUCGCGAUUGCGUUUCCAUGGAUCCAAAGCGGCUUCUCGGGCAUCCUGGAGAUUGAUCAGGUCCUCUUGCUCUGGGACCGCGUGUUGGGCUAUGAUAGCUUGGAAAUCCUCCCGAUCUUUGCUGCUGCCAUGUUCACGUUUCGCGCCAACGAUUUACUGCUCGUCUUGCGCGCCGACGACGUCCGCGACUUGUUCUCUGAGGCGCUCGAGAUCCAAGUGCUUCCGAUCUUGCAGCAUUUUCUCUUUCCCCUGGACUCGGAAUAACACACUAUUCA
Molecule: messenger RNA, 1599 nt
Organism: Saprolegnia diclina VS20
Lineage: Eukaryota; Oomycota; Saprolegniomycetes; Saprolegniales; Saprolegniaceae
Exons: 7
Coding region: 17-1588 (523 amino acids)
Source: RefSeq, a predicted model, not a curated record